Nestor notabilis (Kea) is the source of this 797-nucleotide messenger RNA. Its product is annotated as gamma-aminobutyric acid receptor subunit gamma-3. The record is from RefSeq and is a predicted model, not a curated record. The annotation marks the transcript as partial. Gene Ontology annotation, cellular component: postsynapse; neuron projection; dendrite membrane. Gene Ontology annotation, molecular function: benzodiazepine receptor activity; GABA-A receptor activity; transmitter-gated monoatomic ion channel activity involved in regulation of postsynaptic membrane potential. Lineage: Eukaryota; Metazoa; Chordata; Aves; Psittaciformes; Psittacidae. Gene Ontology annotation, biological process: signal transduction; monoatomic ion transmembrane transport; synaptic transmission, GABAergic. The transcript is spliced from 5 exons.
AUGGCUACCCUAAAGAGGAAAUGAUAUACAGAUGGAGGAAGAACUCUGUGGAGGCUGCUGACCAGAAAUCUUGGAGACUCUAUCAGUUUGACUUUAUGGGUCUCAGAAACACUUCAGAAAUUGUGAAAACCUCUGCAGGUGAUUAUGUAGUCAUGACUAUAUACUUCGACUUAAGUAGAAGAAUGGGAUACUUCACUAUUCAAACAUACAUUCCCUGUAUAUUAACAGUUGUUCUUUCCUGGGUAUCCUUUUGGAUUAAAAAAGAUGCCACACCAGCAAGAACAGCAUUAGGCAUCACCACUGUGUUGACCAUGACAACUUUGAGCACCAUUGCAAGAAAGUCAUUACCCCGUGUGUCCUAUGUCACUGCGAUGGAUUUGUUUGUUACUGUAUGCUUUCUAUUUGUGUUUGCUGCUCUGAUGGAGUAUGCAGCCCUCAACUACUACUCAAGUUGCAGGAAACCAAACUGUACUAAGAAGAAAAAGUCGCUACCUGAUGUCAGUUUUGGCCAUGUGAUGAAUUAUUCUGUACUUGAUAUGAGACCACCAACUACAGUCAUCACAUUGAACAAUGCCAUGUAUUGGCAAGAAUUUGAAGAUGCGUGUGUCUAUGAAUGUCUGGAUGGGAAAGACUGCCAGAGCUUUUUCUGUUGUUACGAAGAGUGUAGAUCAGGCUCAUGGAGGAGAGGACGGAUUCACAUAGACAUCUUAGAACUGGACUCUUACUCUAGGGUCUUUUUUCCUACAUCCUUCCUGCUGUUUAACCUGGUCUACUGGGUUGGAUACCUCUAUCUUUAA